Messenger RNA from Rosa rugosa (rugosa rose), 3296 nucleotides. RefSeq lists its product as uncharacterized. NCBI's taxonomy places the organism in Eukaryota, Viridiplantae, Streptophyta, Magnoliopsida, Rosales, Rosaceae. The record is from RefSeq and is a predicted model, not a curated record. The transcript is spliced from 10 exons. The coding region runs from base 16 to 2529 and encodes 837 amino acids.
UUUUUGGAUCAAUGCAUGAAUUUACAGGAUCAGCUCCUCUCCAUUUGCAGUACCAAAUGGAAUGGGCCAGUUAAAUCUGAGGGAGGAGUUCUCUCUCCUUUACCGAACCAGAUUCAACAAUGGGCCUUUCCCUUUGCCUGGCAAAUGAAGAUGAGCCUUGUCGAACUUGACAAGAUUAUGGAGGACAUGGACAUCGAUGAUGUGGUUAUACCUGACACGCCACCUACCAGACAUGGUGUUUGCAGGGAAUCUGUUGGUAAAGCCUGUAGUUCACCAUUAGCUCACAAGUUGAAUAAUUCAGACUUUGUUGAUGAGAAUUCUGGGAAUGGGCCAAGGGUCAAGGAGAGAUUCAUCUAUGAAAAUGGUCAAAAUAAAAGAAUUGUUAUUCGCCCUCCGAGAAAUCCUAGCAAUCUUGCAACUAAGAAUGGCUCCUCAGGAGCCAAUUCAUCUUCUUCCCAGAAUGCUCACCUCUUUAGAAGACCAGCAGUAGGCAGAAACUCUAGUUGCGAUACCAAACAUUCUUCUGGGACCGAAAACUUGGAUAAAGGAAAGUCUAUAGGCAUUAAAGCAUCGUCUAAAUCUUCUGCUUUCCCAGAAAACAUGGAAGUUCUUGAUUUGACCGAACAGAAUGGUCACUCCCAGUUACACAGAAAGGUUUUCCCACAUGGAAAAUUAGAAGAUGUUGCUCAAGGCACAAAAAACCGGCAGAUAAUGUCAGUUGGCAGUUCUACAGAUUGCUCUGCAAAUUACUUGGAGAGAUCCAGAAAUGCCGACAAGGCUAAGGAAAAAAUAGAUGACAGUACAUAUAAUGGUGUGGGUUUAGCUGUGCCCCUGGGAAAAAGGAUUGAUCUGCCUACUGAGCCUCAACAUAAAACAGAGCAUCAAAAGCCCAUGGCUCUUCAUUCUUUUACCCUGCCAAGAGUCAGUGGCCAGAAAAGGUUGGUAAGGAAUGGUUGUAUUUCCCCACAUAACAUAGCAACAAGGUCUAAACAAUUAGAUGUAGAGAAUAAUACAAGUUCCAAGAAUAUUGAACACAGUCAUGCUGUCGACGCGGUUUCCAGUGGUUCACCAUAUGUCAUAGGUACAAGUGAUGUGGUCACUGAAGAGAAUAAAAGGGAAAGAGCGAAAGGGAAAGGGGUAAUGGUUCAACCUUCUACACCAAAGGAGAAUAAUGAAAGAAUUGUUCAUACAUCAAGCAGUCUUCUGAAUGAUAAUAUUGAAGCUAAUAGAACCAGACAUGUUGGCAAAGAUAUAUCUGGAUGCUCUGAACGAAUAGGUGGCUGGAGAAGUACGCGUAAUCGUUCAAGGACAUUAGAUCCUCUUUUGUCUGAUUCAACUGAGCAUCUUCCCAGAAUAAUUAACGGUGCCGGAAACUUUGUAAAUCAACAUGGAAACAGAGUAGAGAGGGAGGAUACUGGGAGGGAAGUAAACUUUGUAAACUUUGCAGACGAUCUGAAUUCAACUCAAACAGCUUCAACAGUUGUAUCUGAGCCAGGCUGGAUGGCUGGACAACGUCGUGAAGGAAGGAGAGUUAGUAAAAGGGAGAAGAAACGGGGAUUGAAUAUGGGAAAUCAUGGUGAAUGCUCUACGUUGGAUAAUGGUGACUCAGACAUUAUGUUUCUCGGUUCAUCUGAGACAUCUGAAAGUUCAAAAUCAUCCAGGAUUCACAGACCUCAGUUUCAGGGAAUGUUGAGGCCAGUUAUUGAAGUUGAUGAGUUGUCACCUGCCGCAGGUCCCUCUGACCCCCAAGGUAUCAAUUCCAUGAAUGAUGAUUCAGAGGCUAAGGCAAGGCAACUAGAAGCCGAUGAGAUGUUGGCACGUGAACUGCAGGAACAGUUGUAUCAUGAGGUUCCUGCUUUUGGUGUUGGCGAGCAGAUUGAUGAACAUCUAGCUUGGGCACUGCAGCGGGAGGAGAAUGCUUUUACUAGGUCAUCUAGUGGAAGGCACAGUAUGCCUCAUAGUAGAGGCUCCACAAUAUUGCAUUCUCAUAGACAGCCCCAGUCACAGUCGUCUCAAAAUCCUUCAACGAGGAGAGGAGCCCCGGCUCGAGUUCCCAGCCAUUCUACAAUGGCACAGUUACGGAGUCGGCUUCGCAACCAGGCUCCUAGAGUAUCAAAUAGAAGAAGGAAUCUGCGAGUUCCUUUUCCUUCGGACAUGGAUCUAGACAUGAGACUUAAUAUACUUGAAGCUUUAGAGACUGCUGUUGGGGAUGUUGGAGAUGUGGGAUUGAAUAAUCACAUGUUUCGACUUCAGCGGGAUUUCAAUGCUGAUGAUUAUGAGAUGUUAUUGGCACUUGAUGAGAACAAUCAUCAACUUGGCGGUGCAACAGCUAAUCAAAUUAAUAAUUUGCCUCAAUCUACAGUACAGACUGAUGCCUCUGAAGAAGCUUGUGCAAUCUGUCUUGAAACUCCAACACUUGGAGAAACAGUUCGUCAUCUUCCUUGCUUGCACAGAUUUCACAAAGAUUGUAUCGAUCCAUGGCUCAACAGAAAAACUUCGUGCCCAGUUUGCAAGUGUUCGAUCAGUUAGCUUGUGCUGUGAUUCAGUGCUCAUGCCAUCUUGUGAUAACAGAAUAUCUUACUACUGCACGCAGUAGUCUUUUGAGAUGAGAGCUCAAACACUAGCAAAGCUAUACUAACGAGGAUGGUAGACCUCAACAUCUGGGCUUCGCUGUGUUAUAUAGGAACACACCUGAUAGGUGUGGGAGUGGGUAAGUUAGAGUCAACUUUUGGUUGUUUUUGUUUUUGUUUUUUUGGCUUUCUUUUGUGGGUUGACAUUUUUUAAUAGGGGUCACCACUGUCAAAAGUUUCACUUAUGGUUGGCAAUGGUGUUCUCAUUAGUAAUAAUAUAGGUCAUAUAUGACAUAGAAGAGUUUGCCCAAUUCCUUGAAAUACACACGUCAAAACAUUUGAUAGAAGCACCCAGCAAUGCAUCAUGUAUUUUGACAUUUUGUUGACAGGAUCACAUAUUAGGGCUUGCAGUCAUUAUAAUCUGAUCUGUUUUGUAAUUGAAUUGUUGCCAUUCACUUUUGCCCCAAUUAAGUUAAAUCUCUAGCUUCAUUAUACGACCCAGGAGUUUACAAAUUGUGAUGCAAGGCUAUAAAUUCCACGUGAGAUAAUGAGAUAUUACUCUUUCAAGACCGUUUUGUCUAAUCAAGUACCUUGACAUGUAUUGAAGAUCCAUGAGGAGUGUGCUCUGCACUAUGUUAAAAUGACAUAUUCAAGUAGCACCUGAUUUUUAUCUUCCAACUUUGUUGUGUUCCUCAGCAAGCCAUCUAGCUUUUCAGUUCUAACCUU